This is a messenger RNA of Aspergillus tanneri, 333 nucleotides long. RefSeq lists its product as uncharacterized. The transcript is spliced from 2 exons. Lineage: Eukaryota; Fungi; Ascomycota; Eurotiomycetes; Eurotiales; Aspergillaceae. The record is from RefSeq and is a predicted model, not a curated record. Bases 1 to 333 code for a protein of 110 amino acids.
AUGGUUCAAGAGGAGUGGUUCCGGCUCUUCCAGAAUUUUGAAUUUGCACAGACUCUUCUGGAUUUCCAAAAAGUCCUUAACCAAUAUCAGGAAAAGGCCCCCUACAUAUUUCGGCUGAAAUAUUCUCUAUGGUCUACAUUGCCAAGACGAGAGCAGUUUGUGAAUUCGGCGGCUGAUAGCUCUGAGCAUGCAUCGAAUGGCACAGCACGACAAAAACCAGAUUCUCCAGAGAUUGAAGAGCUUACAAGCAUCAUCAGAAAACUUGCAUCUUCCAAAUCUGCUGUACGAACAGCAUACGCGAAGAAUAUGAAGGAUAGUCUGGCCGUGCUUUAA